AUGUCAGACGAGUUGAGGUCCAUACCUUCGGCCCACUCUAUCGCGGGCGACUUCUCCCUGGCCCGGGAGAUCGCCUUCGUUAUCAUUGUUUGUAUGUCGCAGUUCAUCACGCAGACAAACAUAGGAGUAUGUGUAUCGACGCUCGACAUAAUCGGAGACAGCUUUAAUAUCACCGAACCCGGUGUUCUGUCUUGGUUCAUGGCGGGCUAUUCCCUGACUGUGGGCACGUUCAUCUUAGUGUUCGGCCGUUUCGGCGAUGUCUUCGGCUAUCACCGAAUGUUUCUGGUCGGGUACAUCUGGCUUGCGAUCUGGUCCUUAGUCGCAGGAUUGAGUGUUUAUUCAAACCAUGUCCUAUUCAUAUUCGCUCGAGUCCUGCAGGGCCUUGGCCCGGCCAUGCUGCUACCCAACGGACUGGCCAUCCUCGGGGCAACGUACGCUCCAGGAAAGAAGAAGAACAUGAUCUUCGCCAUCUUCGGCGCGACAGCUCCCAACGGCGCCAUCCUGGGCGCCGUGUUCUCCUCACUCUUCUCCCAAUUAGCCUGGUGGCCCUGGACAUACUGGACCAUGGCGAUCGUCUCGGUAGUGUCCGCGCUACUAGGCAGCAUAGUCAUCGAACCAGUUCAGCAUACGAAUUUCAGGAAGCACACCUUUUCCGAACUGAUACACAUCCUGGAUAUACCAGCCUCGUCCCUAGGAAUCGCUGGGCUCAUCCUGGUCAACGUUGCCUGGAACCAAGCCCCGAUCGUUGGCUGGAGUACCCCGUACGUCUACGUUCUGCUCAUCAUCGGCAUCCUCCUCCUCGCCUCCUUCUUUGUGGCAGAACUCCAUUACUCCGAGAACCCCCUACUCCCAAUGCGCGCCUUCACCCCAGACGUCACAUACAUCCUGGGCUGUGUAGCCUGCGGCUGGGGCUCAUUCGGCAUAUGGGUCUUUUACUUCUGGAGAUUUCAACUGCAGUAUCGCAACCUCUCACCACUCCUCGCAUCGGCGCAAUUCAUUCCCCCCGGAAUAGUGGGUAUCAUCGCCUGCUUCGUGACGGGUUAUCUCAUGAGUCGGAUCCGCCCCGGAUGGAUAAUGCUCAUGUCCCUGACUUGCUUCACGUUGGGGAAUAUCUUCGUCGUAAUUUCGCCCGUGCACCAGACAUACUGGGCUUUGACUUUCGUGUGCCUUCUGGUCAUUCCAUGGGGGAUGGAUAUGUCGUUCCCCGCAGCUACGUUGAUGCUCUCGAAUGCGUCGAGCAGGGAGCACCAGGGGGUUGCGGCGUCGCUGGUUACUACCGUCGUGAACUAUAGUAUUUCGCUCUCUCUGGGGUUUGCGGGGACGGUUGAAGUGCAUGUUAAUAAUGGGGGUCAUACGGCUAGUGAUGUGUUGAAGGGAUAUCGUGGGGCUCUGUAUUUGGCUAUUGGGCUUGGUGGUUUGGGCAUGGCACUGAGUGCUUUGUAUACCUUUAAAAGUUACCGGGAGGCUGGGUUAUCGGAGAAGGCGCGGAUUUAG
Aspergillus alliaceus is the source of this 1494-nucleotide messenger RNA. RefSeq names its product MFS transporter. The coding region runs from base 1 to 1494 and encodes 497 amino acids. Gene Ontology annotation, biological process: transmembrane transport. The transcript has 2 exons. The record is from RefSeq and is a predicted model, not a curated record. Gene Ontology annotation, molecular function: transmembrane transporter activity. NCBI's taxonomy places the organism in Eukaryota, Fungi, Ascomycota, Eurotiomycetes, Eurotiales, Aspergillaceae. Gene Ontology annotation, cellular component: membrane.